Molecule: messenger RNA, 3960 nt
Organism: Cynoglossus semilaevis (tongue sole)
Lineage: Eukaryota; Metazoa; Chordata; Actinopteri; Pleuronectiformes; Cynoglossidae
Gene: ofd1
Product: OFD1 centriole and centriolar satellite protein
Exons: 23
Coding region: 638-3808 (1056 amino acids)
Biological process (GO): epithelial cilium movement involved in determination of left/right asymmetry
Cellular component (GO): ciliary basal body; centrosome
Molecular function (GO): protein binding
Source: RefSeq, a predicted model, not a curated record
CAUCACUGUUCGUCUGGCUGGUGUAUUGUGUCGUCUGGUUCCCUGACUCACGCCUUCAUUUUGGACUGCGCGCGCCCUGUUUGCGUGAAGGCACACGAGUAAAUAGGUUGUUAUAACAUGAUGCACAAUGGAAUAAAUAAUAAUAAUAAUAGAAAAAUGUACAAAAUAGACAACACAUGUAAGUGUUAUAAUGAAGUGAGACUGUUGGGCAACUAAAUGGAUUCCAAUUGCGGUAAAGAAGCAAAAAAGCAAAGUUUUAUUUAAUCAGAGUCAUAUUACAGCUGAAUGGUUUAAAAACAUGGCAUGCAUGUCAGUUGUUAUUAGCCACCGAGUGUUUUAAACGGUGUGAGAGGAAAAAUAAAACACAUUGUGGUUUUACAUUAAGGAAAGAGUUAGUGUCAAAAUAAAAGGAACAAAGCGUGUGGACGCGCAAGGACGACAGAUCGGGAGAGAACCAGAUUGCGCAUAACACUGGCAAUAGCGAAUUUCCGUUGGAUUUUAAAUGUCAGAAACACACCUCCUCAGAGGCUUUUAAGUAGUAUUUCUUAACUAGUCUCUUUAAAGGAAUCGCUGUUGUAUCAACUAGGAUUAGCUGUGGAAUCAUAACACAUGCAGGAGUCCUGCACAUUCUGCGGUUAUGUACGCGACCAAGGAAGACGCUCUUUCUCCAGAUGAGCUCCGGAAGAGACUCUAUCAAACUUUUAAAAACAGAGGAGUGCUUGAUACGCUAAAAACACAGCUGAGGAAUCAGCUCAUCCAGGAGUUAAAACAGCCACAAUUGGCUGCAGGAGAACCAGUUCCAAAGCCAGUAUCUGCAAAAGCAGAACCUUUGAUGGUCUCUGUCUCUAACAGCAUAGUAGCCGAUCAUCUGUGCACGUCAGGGUAUGAGUACACUCUCUCUGUGUUCUACCCUGAGAGUGGACUGGGCAAAGACAAAGUUUUCAGAAAAGAAGAUCUUCUUCAUUUGCUUAAAAUAAGUCCUGAUUCACCCCUCUACAAAUCCCUGUUAGAAAAUCCAGAUAACAAGGAUAAAGGAUUUCUUUUGAGCCUUCUAUCACAACUUGCACGUCAUAAUACACAAGCUAUGUGCCAUGAUGCAGACACACAGACAGGCAUAGCAACCUUUGGAGAAUCUCUAGUUGAGAAGAUGAAAAUGAUUGAUAAGGAAUAUGAGAGCUUUAGUCACACCGGAGACAGAUGGUUUUCAUUCCAAACACAGCUGGCCACCUACAGAACAGAAAUGGGAGCGCAGCUGGAGACAGAAAUGAACACAAAAUUGCAACACUUUAAAGAAGUGGAGAUCGCCAAAGUGAGGAUGGAGGAAAAAUGCAAAUUCCAAAAAGAAUUUGAUGACUUGAAAAAAGAGCUGGAGAGAACAUAUGAGCUGAAGGCGAAGGCACUGAUGGAUCGAGAGAAAAAUGCCAUCGAACGGCUGGAAAAGCAGAUGCAGAUUGAAGAAAAAAACUUGUACACUCAGAGACAGUCUGUGCUGAGAGAAAUUGAAAAGUUGCGAAACAGGGAGAACGAGCUAAGGAUGAAAGAGGAGUCUUUGGAAAAAACGUGUCAGGUUCAGGAGGAGAAGGUGAAGACCACAGAGGAGCUGCUGCGGAGGAGAGAGUUGUCCAUAAGGACCAUGGAGGAAACAUACGACCAAAGGCUGAAGAACGACCUGUCCAGGUAUCAGCUUGAACUUAAAGAAGAAUACAUAAGAAGAACAGAAGCACUCACUGAAAGCGAGACCAGGAACAAAGUGGAAACAGCUCGCAUCCAAAGAGAAACUGCUGCAAUUGAUUCCAGACUAGAGGAGCACAGUAGAGUCGUGUCAGAGCUGAGACGCCUGCAGCUUGAGCUGGACAUAGCCCGGCAGCAGAUUCCGAUGCUGACUCAGCAGAAGGAGCUGCUUCAAGAGAGACUGGAGACGAUGAGUGACUACACCACCUUAAAGAAGGAGAGAGCAGAGCUGCACGGACAGACGCGGCUGCUGAGGAAACAGCUUGACGAAGCCCAGGAGGAGAACAGACUCCUCCACACUGAUCUGGACAAACCAUCCAGUGAACAUCUGGCCUUGCAGGUGGAGCUCCGGAGUUUGCAGAGUGCUUGCAGACUUAAAGAGGAAGAGUUUGACAAGCAGAAACAGGUGCUGCAGACUCAGCUCCAGGUUGAGAUGGAGCGCUGUGCUCAGCUAAAGGCUCAGCUGAUUGAGUGCGAGGAGAAAUUACACUGGACAACCAAUCGUGUUGAAGAUCUCAAGCUCCAGCUUUUCCAAACACAACAAGCUCUCGAGAACGAAGUGCUGCGUAAUCCCAAGCCCUCGCUUGUCGAUCGCUCAGUGCUCGAGUUCACUGCUGGCAAGCUGGUUCCACCUGAUAUCUAUGUGGACAAAGCUCUGCUGAGCUCCAGUGUGGGUUGUGAUGAUAUUUAUAAACCAGACGGGGCAUGGCGAGGACACAAGGACCCUUGGUGUGAGUCUCCAGGCUCUGACAAUGACCUGGUGGCUGAGGCCAUGGCCCGUUUCCAGGAGCUGCAGAAAGAGGCUGAGACUCUGGAGGAAGCCUACAGGAACUACCAACAGAGGGCAGCAAACCCUACCAUCUCACACACACUCUCCCCCAGAUCUCUGUCACCACGGCCCUCUCUGCCGCUCAAGUCUCUUCUCAGGAAACAAACAUCUCAUCGUUCUCAGGCUCAUUUGCCCCACAACACAAAAAUGACACACAAAUUGCCCUCCCCUCAAAAUGCACAAACUUCAUUGUCGUUUUCUUAUAAGACUAGGAGCACUUUCACACCUGCAGAGCCACGGGUGACGUUCUUAGACAAUCUAGAUCCUCCAAAGUCCACAGGUUUCACUCAGCAUGGUCUCCAUUCAUGGACUGACCCUGUUCCCCUAAGAGACGGACACGGUCAGGACCAGAGUUCGUCUCCAUCUAGACCUCUGUCCUCUUCAUCGAACUUUAACUCCAGACGAGAACCUCACAAAGAUAUCACUGAAGAGUCACGUGUGUCUCCAGUGAUUUUCCCAGAUCGCACUCAUGACCCACAGAAGGAUGCGGUGGUGACCUUAGGUGACUUUUCCCCCGAGUUUAGUCCACCUCUCAGUCCUCAGCUUAAAAGCACAACACGAAACCAGUCCAGCCCACCAAAGGUGCAAACAGUCAUCACCAGCUCUGAGUCUUCACCUCAGCCUGAGAAAAUCAGUUUGGAUGAUCUCACUGGGAUUCUGUCAGAACCCAGCCACAUUCCAGAGCUUCUCCUGGACACUGCCGUCCCUCUCACUGCGGGGGCCCCUGAUGGACCCGAUGUCCCCCGCCCACAAGACCUCCCAGAAGACCUUGCAGUUUCAGAAGAUCAGGCGGAUGUUCCAGAAACCACCGGUGAAUCUGUGAGGGAUGAAGAUGAAGAGGCUGAGGAGCAGAGCUGGGAAAGAGAGCGGAAAGAAAGGCAGGAACGCAGACAAAGAGAGCUGGAGGAAGCCAAAGAACGGGAGCUCCAAGAACUUGAAAGGCUGGAGAAGGAGGAGCUUUUAAAAGAAGUGAAAAUGAGGCAUGAGGAAGGAAAAGAGGAAGAGGAGGGGACUGCAACCAAGAAAGAAGAUCCUGAAGUAGACCUGGAGGAGACUAAGGGAGAAAACCCUUUGGAAAAGUACAUGAAGAUGGUGCUGGAGGCCCGGGAGAAGCAGCAUGCAAAAAGCCCUGAAAGAGAAGAAAUGGGACAUACAAGCCCAGAAGACAAGACUAUGUCCGAUGAAAAAGAAGACAGCAUUGCUGCAUAUUCGCACAAGUAUGAAGAUGGUGAUGAUGAUUUCUGGUGAAGUGGAUGACAGAGACUGUGAUUAUGUGCUGAAGGAUCACACACCCCGCAGCCGCCUAGAACUGUUUAAAUUUUCUGUUUCACCAUGUUUUUAUUUUAUAUUUAAACUUUUGUAAAUCAGCGGCACCUCUGAAUAAAAUUAAUUUUAAUUUA